AGAGAGAUGGGAAUUUUUCACAAUUAUUUAUUCCAUAAAGCCAACAUAUAUUCAUUUUGCUUUUUCAAUACUUCAAAAAUCACUUCUUUAAACUCUCUCCCCCAAAGAAGACACUUUAGCGAGUUUAGACACACUUUCCUCCUCCUAGCUCCUUCUCUUCUAAGUAUUCUUUCUUUCCAUAGUCUCUUCAAGCUUUGUGCAUGUGUUAGCUAAAAUGGGUUCCGAUGAUAUUUAUAAUACAUGCCUUGUUCUUGGGCCAGGCUUCUCUAAUCAUGAUCAUCAAGAAAGGAAGAGGAAGAACAUCAACAAGGUUAUUCCUUUGAAAUCUGAUCACCACAGCUACUUGUUCCCAUCUGAUCUAACAUUAGGUCCGUCAUCAGAAGAGAUCAGCAUGUGCUGGUCAGCAUCCGCGCCGAGAAAGAUUAAUGAUCUUCCUCAAGACUUGCAGGAGCAAAAACAAAAGGCUACUUCUUCUCCUAGUACUACUACUGCCGCAUCUUCCUUGUCUAACUCUAAUAGUGUCAAGAAGGAAAGAGAGUUUGAAGAAGUGGAGGUAGAGAGAAGCUCUUCAAGGGUAAUUAGUGAUGAAGAUGAAGAAGGUAGCCCUAGAAAGAAACUCAGACUCACAAAAGAACAAUCCGCCGUCUUAGAAGAGAGAUUCAAAGAACAAAGUACUCUUAACUCGAAGCAAAAGCAAGUGUUAGCAGAGCAAUUGAAUUUGAGGCAGCGUCAAGUAGAAGUUUGGUUUCAAAACAGAAGAGCCAGGAAUAAACUGAAGCAAACAGAAGUAGAUUGUGAGGAGUUGAAGAAAUGCUGUGAAACAUUAACAGAAGAGAACAAGAGGCUGCAAAAGGAGCUACAAGAGCUUACGUCAUUCAAGAUGAACGACAAUACUGCACCGUUUUAUAUGCAGCUGCCGGCGGCAACUCUCACUCUCUGUCCUCGUUGUGAGAGGACGGCCACUGGUUCUGCAUGGUGAUGCACUGAUUUCUACAAUCCUUUCAACCAUCCAUCUGCGGCUUGUUAGAUUAACACUUUGUAAUUAAGGCCUAAUUAUGCUAUAUAAAAUUUCGGUGUUAUAUUAUUUGUAGAUUAAUUAGUUACUAAAUUAAACUGAUUAUUAAUUAUUACAUGUGUGUAAACAUUUUCUCUGUGUUGUCAUGUACAUGUUUGUGAAUUAGUUUUAGGAAAAGACGACCAAGGGAAUUUUUGUCUUAUUUCAAUUCAAUGAAGCAAUUAGGUUAAUUAU
Messenger RNA from Tripterygium wilfordii, 1249 nucleotides. Its product is annotated as homeobox-leucine zipper protein HAT22-like. Gene Ontology annotation, biological process: regulation of DNA-templated transcription. Lineage: Eukaryota; Viridiplantae; Streptophyta; Magnoliopsida; Celastrales; Celastraceae. The record is from RefSeq and is a predicted model, not a curated record. Gene Ontology annotation, molecular function: sequence-specific DNA binding; DNA-binding transcription factor activity, RNA polymerase II-specific. The coding region runs from base 215 to 979 and encodes 254 amino acids. The transcript has 3 exons.